AUGGAUCCUAUCGACGUUGAGCAACAGGCUAAGGAAACUUCGUCUCAUCAAAUUGAGAAUGUCGAUGUCAUUGAUGCAGUCACUUUCACGCCUGAGGAGGAAAGGGCAUUGGUGAAAAAGAUUGAUCUUACGCUCUUACCUACCAUCUGGAUUAUGUACCUCCUCUCCUAUCUGGACAGAACCAAUAUCGGAAACGCGAAGAUUUCUGGCAUGGAGGUAGACCUCAGACUGACAUCGAAUCAAUAUUCCAUUGCCCUGGUUGUCUUCUUUGUUGGAUAUGUCCUGUUGGAGGUUCCCAGCAAUCUUGUUUUGGGCCGAUCACGACCUUCCAUCUUCCUUCCCUCGAUCAUGAUCCUCUGGGGUGCAUUGACCUGUGUCAUGGCGGUCGUUAAAAGCUUUGCCCAUCUUGUGAUUCUGAGGACAAUUUUGGGAUGUAUCGAGGCCGGAUUUGCCCCCGGUGUUCUUCUUCUCAUUUCCUCGUGGUACAAACAAACCGAACAGUCGAAAAGGUUUGGUGUGUUUAUCUCAGCAGCCGUUUUAUCGGGUGCAUUUGGGGGUCUGAUUGCCGCCGGCAUUGUUGAUGGCCUCGAGGGCGUUCAUGGUAUUCGAGGCUGGCGGUGGCUUUUCAUCAUUGAAGGUGUUAUCACCAUCGGCUUCGCAAUCAUUUCCAUCUUUAUUCUGCCGGAUUUCCCCACGACUACGAAACGGCUCUCUGAUCGCGAGCGACAGAUAGCUGUGGCACGUCUAGUACGGGAGAAUGUGACCGCUACUUCUGCAGACAAUGGGCACCUGAGUAAUUUAGGUGCUUGUAAAGUGGCCUGUCAAGACCUGCGGACCUGGACCUUUGUCAUUGGUUAUAUGGCGUCCACCAAAAGAAUCAACCUGCUGACUGUCCCAAUUUACGGGGUGGCCUUCCUCGCCACUGGCAUUACCUCCUACUACGGUGACAAAGUUCCCACAUGGCGUGGCCUCAUAAUCGCCGGCUGGCUAGCAUUUUCACUAAUCUGUUCAAUUCUUGUCUGCACAAUAUAUAACUUCACUGCUCGAUACGUGCUUCUUGUCCUUAUAGCAGCCGGUCUUUGGUCCACCAACGGAGGAACCCUGGCUUAUGCCUCCUCUGCAUUCUCUGGUAUGCAUCCACAGGCUCGCGGUGUUGCUUUAGCGAUGGUGAAUGCACUGGGCAAUUUGGCCCAAAUUUAUGGCUCGUACCUGUUCCCGGCAGACGAUAGUCCAAAGUACAUCAUGGGAUUCUCUGUCAUUUCCGCAAUGCUAGCAGUUGGUGUGAUUGUGUUUCUGUUCUUGCACAUUUGGCUUCGUCGGCGCUUGAAAUCUGGUAUCAUCCAGUGA
This is a messenger RNA of Penicillium brevicompactum, 1347 nucleotides long. Its product is annotated as major facilitator superfamily domain-containing protein. Gene Ontology annotation, molecular function: transmembrane transporter activity. Lineage: Eukaryota; Fungi; Ascomycota; Eurotiomycetes; Eurotiales; Aspergillaceae. Gene Ontology annotation, biological process: transmembrane transport. The transcript is spliced from 5 exons. The record is from RefSeq and is a predicted model, not a curated record. Gene Ontology annotation, cellular component: membrane. Bases 1 to 1347 code for a protein of 448 amino acids.